Messenger RNA from Talaromyces rugulosus, 696 nucleotides. RefSeq lists its product as uncharacterized. The record is from RefSeq and is a predicted model, not a curated record. The transcript has a single exon. Lineage: Eukaryota; Fungi; Ascomycota; Eurotiomycetes; Eurotiales; Trichocomaceae. The coding region runs from base 1 to 696 and encodes 231 amino acids.
AUGUCCAUUCGCAUUGCCAUCCAGAGAGAGCUCGACUCACCGAUACCGCUCGAAAUACGCCCAGAAACGAGGAUGGCCGGCAACCAGGAAGGCCUGGGCCUCAUCGACGCCAAGGACCUGCAAUUAAGAAGCAUACAGCAACACAUGGAUAAUGUACAUGCGCCGGAAUUGCUGAAGUAUCUGCCUUCUGGGAUAAAACGACCAGAUACCUACAAGAGGAACGAACUAGUCCAUGCCGGAAACGUAAUCUUUGACCUCGAUUUUCUAAGACGUGUGGAUUCAGUCUUCUUGGUUGAAAAUAAGGUUCAACGUCAUGAUCUUUUGGCUGCCUUUCGGAACAGGUAUGGGGACGACCCCGAAGCUUUCCAAGGAUACUUGCCAGCGGAGGUGGAGAGGAUCAUCAACCUGAAGAGUUCGUUGACCCAUCUAUGGACCUGGAAGGAUCUGAAAAGACCUGGGGACAAUGAACAUAUUUCGAAGCGCGAUGCUUUGAUAAAUAUGUGCGACACGGCCAUCCGCCGAUGGUUUCAGCGGACAACGCAUCCUUACUCAAUGGACGAGGUGGCCAGUACUUUCGCUGACAUCCGCAACCGUUAUGAUAUCGAGAGGGAAUGCAUCGAAAAAGAGAGCAAAUCCCUUGGGAAGUUCCAACGGCUACGGAACAAAGUGAGAGGCCUCAAGCGCUUCAAGAAGUGA